AUGAAGCAGCUUUUGUACGACAAAUCAUACUUCAAGAUGGUGAAAGAGGCGUACGACAAAACGGAGGAAAACAAUUUGAGGAUUGUGUUUGACCCCCCCAACUGCUACGCACCCCAUUUUUCUUUUCUUCAGCCACAAAUAGAGGAAGACCCGGAGAGGUAUCUCUUGUACUCGAACACUGAUGUCUAUGCUUCAACGAUCUUUUCAACAUACCCAUCAAUUAACGAAUCGAAAUUUGGUAAACCCAUUGCAGACACGCACGCCAUCGAUAUAUUUGAUAACUUCGUUGUUCUUUCUAUAGCAGAUGGAUGUGGGAUGGGCCGCCUUCCAUCCUCCGCGUCGAAAUUAGCGUGUCAGAAAUUUAGAGACUACAUAGCCGUCGAAAUGAACGGGAAGAAGACACCAAAGCAAGUGGUCGAGGUCUUAUUAAAGUCGGUAGCGUACAUUCAAACUGAAUUAGUGGGGAGUGACGAAGACAUCCACUGUGUUGGUUUAACCACCUUUUUGGGAUGUGUUAUUCUGAAGAUCAAAGGCGAUGCGGACAAGUUUGCUGUAGCGUAUGUGAAUGUUGGUGACUGUCGUGGAAUAUUAAUGCGUCCCAAAAGCAAUAUAUGUUGGGAGUUAGUGUCUGGGUACAAGAGUCGCAUUGAUGUCACCAAUGCGUGUGGGAGAUUAGGACCAACGGAUGUCGACAAACCCGAUUUGGGCAAUUUCUCGUGUGGGAUUAACAUUUGUAUGACUGGGGACAAUUUGUUGCUGAUGACUGAUGGGGUUUAUGAUAACUUUGAUCCAAACGUUCUAGGGAAAUCUCCUCAAGAUUUUGGCAUCAACAAAAUGACUUGGGACGAAACUAUUCCCGAGCACCGAAAAAGAGAAACGAAAUUUUUUAUUCGACUCUGA
Entamoeba invadens IP1 is the source of this 900-nucleotide messenger RNA. RefSeq lists its product as hypothetical. The record is from RefSeq and is a predicted model, not a curated record. NCBI's taxonomy places the organism in Eukaryota, Evosea, Mastigamoebida, Endamoebidae. The transcript has a single exon. Bases 1 to 900 code for a protein of 299 amino acids.